AUUUGCUGGGUAAAUGGUGGACAGUUGAAGAUAUCCUUAAAACAGCAGACCCCUCAAGAACAGGUCUGAUCAAGGUCAGCACACUUGUGGAGAGGGUAGUCCUGUAUGUUCUCAACAGAAUUGUGUACAGAGCAAUGGAGAAAAGCAGUGAAGAUGUUCCCUUUCUCUGUCAUUGUGAGGAUGAAACCGCAAGGAUGGUGAGGCCAUUGGCUUUUACUCAGUCAAACCUAAAGAGAGCUUGUGCAGUAACUUCUUGACGCAGCGCUAUCAGCUUCCUGUCAUGGACACAAUUAUUGUCAGGAAAUGUCACCGUGGCAAUGGUCAUUUCCUACAAAUCCUGGAAGACUUUGUUGGUAGUUUCAGAAAGGAGUACCUAGGAUUUAAAUUCCCUCUUUCAAAGGCUAUGCAUAAAGUAUGUGAAAAGUACUUUAGUAUGUAUCCAGCAGAUAAGGAGCUUCUUUGGGAAGUAGAGGGCAUAGGAGGCCCUUUUCAGAGAAAUUUAAUAGCCAACAAGCUACCGAAGUUGAAGCUAAAUGAGAAGGACCAGGUUGUGAGGAAAUUGAAUUUGGAGGAAGAUAACACCAGUGCUCCAGUGGAAAUAGAGAUUACAAAGAUUGAAGAAACUACUGAAUACACAUUGGAGAUUGUGGAGGAGGCCAUCACAAAAGUCACCAAAGGGGUAGAUGACAUACCUGUCACAAGACGUGGGAACAGCAACCUGAAACGCAGAGGAAUCAGAGAAGAUUCAGAGGAGAUGCUAUCAAAGAACAUAAUCAGGUGGAAGACAUUGAGGCUGGAGUUGAAAGUCCGAUUGAGUUAGUGACUGAAGAAAAACUUUGUAAAAGAAUCAGAAACUGUAAUCAAGAGUACAACAGUCACAGUAACUGCAGCUGUGACAAACAUUUUAGUGCUUACAGAUUCACAGAAAGAGGAGAAACAGGAAAUUAAAAACAAGCUCAUUCUGGACACGGCUGAGAAUAUUCUUGAUAGGCCUGCCAUAGACUUAGCUAAAGCUAAAGCUACAUCAGAGGAAGGUCUUGAAAAUGAAGAGGAGACCCCAGUCACCCACUUCACCACAGUUGGGGAAAUAAAGAGUCAAGGUGGCAGGGAAGAGGAACAUGAAAUUAUUAAUAAGGAGCCCAUUGUGGAAAUUCAAGGAGCCACUAUUGCGUCUUAUGAUCAACACCAUUCUCAGUCUUUGGUUUAUGUAGAAAUUUUCAAGAUGAGUACAGGAACUGAAGAGGAGCAAAAGGGGAAAUUAGAAAAGGCCAAAGAGGGUAAGGAAGAUGAACCUGUAUGUGAGGAAGAGGAGGAAAUAAAACAAAUGCUGGGUGAACCUGAAAAAACUAUGGAAAUUGCAAAUGGGAAAGAGAACGAGAAGAUACAGGAGAUUGUAGAGAUUGUGGAAGAAGAGGAAAUGCAUGCAGAUGAAAAUGAAAAUAUUGAUAAAGUAGACAUUUUUCCAGAAGUGUUAAAAGCAGAAAACACAGUUCUUGAGCAGACAGCAACCGCUAAACCAGCAGAAAAAGCACAAGCUCAUAUGGAUGUGGAAAAGAUGGAGGAGAAAGAAAAAACAGUAGAGGAUGAGGAAACUGAAGAAAACAAAUAUGAAAAUAUGGACUCACAGGAAUGUGAAGCAAAGGAUGAAGACACAUUUCUUCAACAGUCUUUGAUAGACAAAGACCAGACAGAGCUGGUGGCAGAGAAAGAAUCUGUGAAAAUGACCCCUAGUAAUGAAGAGGUCUCAUGUGAGAAGCCAAAACAGAGCGAGACAGAACAUGUCUUGUCCAAAAGCAAGUCAGCUCAAAAGAGAAUAUCAGUGAUAAUUCCUUCAAGGAGAUCCAAAAGACUUCGGCAUCAGCCUGUUGAUACAGAAAGAGAUCUUAAAAGGACUACAAUGUAUUUUAAGCCUACACUAUACAGCAAAGCAAUGAUGCAAGACGGGGAUACCAAAGAAACAAUGGAUCAACCUGAGAAUAAUGAUUCUGAUGUUAUUGAAGAGACACAAGAACCUCAAGUUAUGGUUGAGGAAUGCAAAGAAAAUGGCAAACUUAUAGUAUCUACAGUGGAAGCAGAAGUCACACAUGUUAAGGAAACUGAAGCUGCAGAUCCUGAGGUGUGUGAAGUAGUGAAAGGGACAGAAAUAGAGAGUCAAAAAUAAGCACAGCAACAGUCAUCUGUAGAGAUUGAGGUACAAGAAGAAACAAUGGCAUCUGAAGAGGAUGUUGAUAAAGAGGGGAAUGGCACCAUGAUGUUGACAUUGCAUAAAGCCAAAGUUGUGCUUGUAGAAUUGAAUAUACCAUCUUCUAAAGAGUCAGGUGAGAGUGAUGCAAUUGAGGAGAUAUUACAUACUCAGGAGGAAAAAGAAUCAGACAAAGCAAGCAUUAUGGAUACUCAAGGAGAGGCGGGUAUUACAGAAGAUGGGAUGGAGCAGACAGUGUCUCAGCUGAAAACAUCUGAGCAAGAAGCAGUUGAAGAAAUUGUGAGAAACGAGGAAGAAUGUACUUUGGACAAACCUAUAGACGAAACAGACAGUAGUACUAUUACAGAAGGAUAUGAGUUAGCAGAUGUGGCCAACAGAAUUCCAGGACAAUCAAUUGCAGACAAAGAGCAAAUGGGUGAGCCAGAACCAGAAACUACAGAGGUCUUUCGUCCAAGCCAAGUUGAGAAACAAGAGGAGAAAAGAGACACUGAACAAGCUAAAGAGGAUGAGCAGGACUCGGGAAAGGAUUCAGAUGAGGCAGACAUGUUGUUUACCAAAGGUAAAGAAGCCCAAAAGAGAAGACCAGGUUACACCCUAAAAAGAUCCAGUAGACUUAAUGAUCAACCCACCGACCCUGUGGUGACAGUCAGAUGUUUGAGGAGCACAAUAAAAGCAGUAGAGAACAACCCUCUCAGGAGAUCUACACGAUUCAAAGCAGUGAUCCAAAAAGUAGAAACUGUUAAGCCACAAGUGGAAAAGAGGGAAAAGGUAGAACUCGGAAAUUAUGAAAACACUGAGAGUGAUGUAGAGGAUGCAGGUCCAGAGGAGCCUGAAAUGAAAACAAAUGUUGAGGAAACAGCUGCUGUUGAUCCUGUGAGUUCUGAACUGACGAAAGGUGCAGAAAUUGGUAAUAAAGAUAAAGGAAUUGUAGAGUCUACUGAGCAUACCCCAAGUUUACAAACAGAACCUGAUGAGGAUGUACAGAAAGAAGAGAACAGCACCUCAGUAAUACAUUUGCAAAAUGCCACAAUAAGGCUUGUGGAAGUGAACAAACAUUACUAAAUCAUAGAAGGAAAUAGUGAGACAGCAGAGUCAGUGGAACUGGCAGUGGAUAAGUCUGCUAAUAGAGAACCUGAGCAGUACAGAGUUGAACCAGAAGAAGACAAACAACUAAAAAAAGUAGACACAGAGGAAGAAACUAAAAAGAUACCAGAGAAAUAUAAAAUGGAGGGGAAAAACACAGUUGCUGAGCAGAAUGAACCAGAUAAAGAAGACAUGACAUUUAAAGAGGAAAAGCCAGCAGAAAAAGAUCAAAAUUAUGUAAAGGAGACAAAGAAUUUAGAUGACUAUAAAGCAUUUAUUUAUGAGGCAGUAGAAGAAACAAUAACAACUGGAGAGCAUCCAGACUCAAUGGAAAAUUUAAUAAAUAUAAAUCAGGAGACAGACAAUUAUAAAGACAAUGCAUUGAAAGAGAAAAAAACAGACAGUGGCAUAGCAGGAGAGAAGAUAGAUGACAACAAGGCCACAAUGCCAGAGGAGGACUAUGUGGUGGAAAGCACUAAAAAUGAAAACAUUCAGAAUGAGGAUGAAGAGAUGACCAGUCUUGUUUGGGAGAAAGCUAUCCUGGAAAUCGAGGAAGAGGAGCCACCAGUCUCUACAGAGAAAAGUCUCAGACGAAGAACAGUAACAAUUCAGUCUCCUCUGAGAAAUAAAUCUAUACAUGUACAAAAUGAGGAGUCAGAGUUAGAUGUUGAAACACAGGAAAGUCACACAGAGGAGAUCAAGGAUAAAGCUGAAACAGUCCCAAUUACAGAAAAGGGAGUUGAAGACAUAUAUCAAGAAGUCAACAAGAUAGACAAUGUCAGGAAGAAGAUUUAACUGAGACAAAGGAAACAGAUGAGGAGGAUGAGGAGGCUUUAGAGAUGGGAAGAGAAGAAGCCAAUUUAGAGCAACAGGAAAGUGAGCCAUUAGUUGAGAAUAAGAAAGAAAUUUCUGUGAAAAAAAUAUAAAUUGAGAUGGACGAAGCCACAAAGGUUAGCAAGGAUCAAACACAUGUUUUAAAAGAGAUCCCCAUUCAAGUAGAGGAGAAGGUGUCACAGAUAGAAAGCUCUGAGGCUAAUCAAAAUAAGACUGAAAGGGUCACAAGGAGAAGCCUCAGGCUCAGUGCAACACCAGUAAUAUCUUCGCCAAGAAGAACAUCUCAACAUCUAAAUGCACAAAAAUUGGAGCCAGUGGAAGAUGCAGACAUGAGAGAAAAUGAACAUGAUAAAAUCACAGCAACAACAGAAGAGACUGUGAAUAUCAUAAUGCCCAUUAUUCCAAUAGAGACAAAUUUGAAAAUUCUUGAUGUAAUUGAGGAAAAACAGCUGUUGAUCCUGAGAGUUCUGAACUGCUGAAAGGUGCGGAAAUUGAUGAUGAAGAGAAAGUACUACAAAUUGUAGGUGCUACUGAGGAAGAGGUCCAAAUUGUAGAAACAUAGCCUAUUAAGGGUUUAGAGAAAGAGGAGGACAGCACUCCUGUAAUCAAACUGCAAAAUGCCAAAGUAAUGCUUUGGGAUGUUAAUAAAUUUUCCCAAAAAACAGAAGAGAAUAGUGAUACUGCAGAUGAUCAAGUGCAUUCUCAGAAAGAAGAAGAACUGGAACUGUAUAAAUCAGCUAAUAGCGAAAAUCAAUGAAAGACAGACCAAAUAUAAUUAAGGAGACAGACAAUAAUCAAGAUACUGUUUUAAAAGAGAAGCAAAUGGACAUUGACUUAGCAGGGGAGAAGAUAGUGGACAAUAAGGCCAAAAUGCCAGAGGAGAAAAUUGUGGUGGUAAGCACUAAAAAUGAAAACGUUCAGAAAGAUGGUGAAGAUAUGACCAGCCUUGCUCAGGACAAAAAUGUCCAGGAAGAGGAGGCACCAGUCUACACAGAGAGAAGUCUCAGAUGCAGAACAGUAAGAGUUCAUUCUACACCGAGAAGAAAAUCUAAACGUGUACAAAUACAGGAGUCUGAGGCAGAUUUUGAAACACAGGAAAUCCAGAAAGUGGAGAGCAAGAAUAAAGCUGAAAUGGUCCCAAAAACCAAAAUGGGAGUUAAAGAAAUGGAUCAAGAAGUCAACAAGAUGGAAAACAAGAAAUCAAAUUUCAUUGAGACAAAAGAAGCAGAUGAGGAGGAGGUGGCUCUUGAGAUGAAAAGAGAAGAAUCUAAUAUAGAGCUACAGGAAAACGAGUCAUUAAAUUAUUCUGAAAAUGAAAUUCAAGUGGAAAUUCCUGUAGAGGGAGUUCAAGAUAAAGAAAAAGUGCAAAAAAGAACAGUAGAAGAGGGUUCCAUUAAACAAGAAUCAGUGUCACAGGAGGAAAACUUAGGGGAAACCAAUCAGAAUGUAUGUGAAGCACCAGCUGCUAUAGAAAGCACAGAUGAAAACGCACCUCUUACUACAAGAAAAAGUCUCAGAGAUAGAACAGUAACAGUCAAAUCUACACCAAGAAGAACAUUUAAAUGGCACCACAGUCAAGAGGUGGAACCUGAGAUAGAAGCGAUGAAUAACAGAUGUGGAAAUGAAAAAAACUCAUCAAUGGAGGAAACAGCUGACAUCUUAAGUGUUCAUACAGAGGAAAAUAAGCCACUGAAUGCUGAAUUUGAAAAUUUGGAGGCAAAAGAGGGAGAAGGUAUAAUUCAGUUUUAUACCGAUGAAAAGGCAGUGACAAAUGAUAACGUUGAGGAGGAAGUUAAUGAAAUCCUGGUUGAGAGCAUGAAACAGAACCGUCCAAUUCAGAAGGAGACACAAGGAGAAAAUCAUGAAGAAGAAUUAGGGAAUGCACAGAAAGACACAAAGCAGAACAAGGCUCAAGUGGAAAAUCUGGACAUAGAAGAUGUGCAGAAACCCAAGAAACAGGAGGAGGAGGAGUCCAAUGUUUAGGAGGAAGAAACACAAUUUCAAGAGUCUCCAUCAGUCACAGAAGGUAUGAAAGA
Molecule: messenger RNA, 6156 nt
Organism: Xyrauchen texanus (razorback sucker)
Lineage: Eukaryota; Metazoa; Chordata; Actinopteri; Cypriniformes; Catostomidae
Product: soluble lamin-associated protein of 75 kDa-like
Exons: 9
Coding region: 281-820 (179 amino acids)
Source: RefSeq, a predicted model, not a curated record